AUGUCGUUCAAGAAGGACGAGGAGGUCGGCUCCACCGGCUUCUACCAGGACAAGACUUCGGUCAUCCAGGAAGCCCGUGUCUUCAACGAGACUCCCAUCAGUCCUCGAAAAUGCCGCAUCCUACUCACAAAGGUCAUCUACCUCCUCUACAUGGGCGAGUCCUUCAGCCGACAGGAGGCCACCACCCUCUUCUUCGGCGCCACCAAGCUCUUCCAGCACAAGGACCCUGCGCUCAGGCAGAUGGUCUAUCUCGCCAUCAAGGAGCUCUGCCCCUUCGCCGACGACGUCAUCAUGGUCACAGCCUCCAUCAUGAAGGAUAUGCAGCCCAACGUAGAGGUCAUCUACCGCCCCAACGCCAUCCGUGGCCUCAGCCGAGUCGUCGACCCUUCCAUGGUCCAAGGUCUCGAGCGAUUCUUCAAGUCUGCCAUCGUCGACAAGAACACCUCCAUCAGCUCCGCCGCCCUUGUUUCCGCCUACCAGCUCCAGAUCGCCGCCAGGGAUGUCGUCCGCAGGUGGGGCAAUGAAGCUCAGGAAGCCAUCAAUUCCAAGAGCUCGUCUGGCGCCAGCUUCUCCAGUGGCUUUGCCGGCGCUGGCAGCUACCUUGGCUUCUCCGGCUACGGCUCGUCGCAGGCCCAGUCCCAAAGCAACUACCAGGCCGUCGCCAGCAGCAGCUACAUCACCCAGUACCACGCCCUCGGCCUUCUCUACCUCAUUCGUCAGGGCGACCGCAUGGCCGUCACCAAGCUUGUGCAGCAGCUCGGCGGCGGCCGCGGCGGCGCAUCCAGCGGCCAGGGUAGCGUUCUCAGGAGUCCCUACGCCAUCUGCAUGCUCGUCCGCUACGCCGCCAAGGUCGCCGAGGAGGAUCCCAACUUGCGUGCACCCAUGAUGGAGCUCCUCGAAGGUUGGCUCCGACACAAGUCCGACAUGGUCAACUACGAAGCCGCGCGCGUCAUCUGCGAGAUGAAGAACGUCUCCACCCAGGACCUCUACCGCCCGAUCGCCGUGCUGCAGCUCUUCCUCUCGAGCCCCAAGUCGACGCUCAAGUUCGCCGCCAUCCGCACCCUCGCCAAGCUCGCGCAGACGCAGCCCGCUGCCGUACAGACGUGCAACGUGGACAUGGAGAACCUCAUCACCGACACCAACAGGAGCAUCGCUACGUACGCCAUCACCACCUUGCUCAAGACCGGCAACGAGGCUUCCGUCGACCGCCUCAUGAAGCAGAUCAGCGGCUUCAUGUCCGAAAUCAGCGACGAGUUCAAGGUGAUCGUCGUCGACGCCAUCCGCAGCCUGUGCCUCAAGUUCCCAUCCAAGCAGACCAUCAUGCUCAGCUUCCUCGCCGGCGUCCUCCGCGACGAGGGCGGCUUCGAGUACAAGCGCGCCGUGGUCGAGGCCAUCUUUGACAUGAUCAAGUUCAUCGGCGACUGCAAGGAGACCGCGCUCGCUCACCUCUGCGAGUUCAUCGAGGACUGCGAAUUCACCAAGCUGAGCGUGCGCAUCUUGCAUCUGCUCGGCGUCGAGGGUCCCAAGAUGCCCCAGCCCCACAAGUACAUCCGCUACAUCUACAACCGCGUCAUCCUCGAAAACGCCAUCGUGCGCGCCGCUGCCGUCAGCUCGCUCGCCAAAUUCGGUAUCGCCGACAAGUCGCUCAACGCGAGGAUCAAGGUGCUGCUCGAGCGAUGCCUCGACGACGUCGACGACGAGGUGCGCGACCGUGCCGCCAUGUACCUGCGCGUUCUGCGCGAGUCGAGGCUCGCCGCCAAGGUUGUCAACGACGAGUCGAGCUACAAGCUCACGGCGCUCGAGUCGGCAUUGCAGUCGUACGUCUCGGACCCCUCGUCGUCGACGAGCGGAUUCGACAUCACCAAGAUCCCCCGCGUCACGCGCGAGGAGGCGCGCCAAGAGGCGCUGCGGGCCAAGAGCGAGGCUACAGCCAGCGUGGCGAUGGCUGCCGACAGCUCGCAGAGCGUGCAUGCCAACUCGAACAAGGGUGCUUCGACAUCCAAGGUGACGUCUUCGGGCGACUCGGAAAGCCUGUACGCCCAGCAGCUUGCGGCGGUGCCGCAGUUUGCCGAGUACGGGCCGGUGCUCAAGAGCUCGUCCAAGGCUGUCGAGCUCACCGAGUCCGAGACCGAGUAUGUGGUGAGCGCGGUCAAGCACGUCUUUGCCGAGCACGUGGUGAUCCAGUACAACGUCACCAACACGCUGCCGGAUACCGUGCUGGAGAACGUGGCGGUGGUGGUGGGUGGAGCUGCAGAGGCUGGCUUGCACGAGGAUUUUAUCGUCACAGUGCCUGCGCUGUCGGCGCAAAACCCAAGCGGCACAGUCUACGUCUCGUUCACACGCGAAGGAGGCGCGACGGACUACGCGCAGGCUACGCUGUCCAACACGCUGCGCUUUGUGUCGAAGGAGGUGGACCCGUCGUCGGGCGAGCCCGAGGAGGAGGGAUACGACGACGAAUACCAGACCGAAGAGCUCGAGCUCGGCGUGGCGGACUACGUCAAGCCGGUGUACGCCAACUUUAGCGAAGAGUGGGACAAGCUGGCGUCGGCGCCCUCGGCGACCGAGACGUUUGCGCUUACUGCACUCGACAGCCUCAAGACGGCGUGCGAUACGCUGAUCGAGCUGAUGGGCAUGAUGCCGCUGGGAGGCACCGAGUCGCCAUCGUCGACGUCGGUGCAUACGCUCACCCUGUCGGGAGCCGUGGCGAACCCGGGCAAGCCCGUCAAGGCGCUGGCUCGUUGCAGGAUGACGUUUGCCUCGGGUCAGGGUGUGACGAUGGAGCUGUCGGUGCGCGCCGACUCGGACGAAGCGUGCCAGCUCAUCAUGAGCGCCAUCGCAUAA
Molecule: messenger RNA, 2841 nt
Organism: Moesziomyces aphidis
Lineage: Eukaryota; Fungi; Basidiomycota; Ustilaginomycetes; Ustilaginales; Ustilaginaceae
Source: the annotation of a GenBank genome assembly